Molecule: messenger RNA, 1312 nt
Organism: Sesamum indicum (sesame)
Lineage: Eukaryota; Viridiplantae; Streptophyta; Magnoliopsida; Lamiales; Pedaliaceae
Product: GATA transcription factor 24
Biological process (GO): regulation of DNA-templated transcription
Molecular function (GO): protein binding; zinc ion binding; sequence-specific DNA binding
Source: RefSeq, a predicted model, not a curated record
AUAAGAGCAGUUGUUAAGUCAGACAAAUCCUCCACCUCCACCUCCAACUCCAACUCCAACUCCAAUCCUAUGUACGGACCACCACACGCCUCCAUGAAUGACACCACCACCGUACAGGCCCCCCGCCCCCUCAAUCCACAUAUCGACGACAACGACGACGAUGACGAGGAUGUCGUUGAGUGCUCUAAUGGGGAAGAAUCCGUAGACAACCCCCCAUCCCAGAUCAGAUAUGACCUGCCGAACAACUCUCACUCGCCGCACGCGCUUCCUGCAACUGGUGUUAUGGAGCCUGUCGACCCGGUUGCCUCUCAUGCUCUAUACCCCUCGGAUAUGGGCCCCGCUGCCGGGGAAGCUGGAGCCGACCAGCUCACGCUGUCGUUUCAGGGCGAGGUUUUUGUUUUCGACUCGGUUUCCCCAGAAAAGGUUCAGGCAGUUUUAUUACUGUUGGGUGGAUAUGAAGUACCCACUGGUGUUCCUAGUCCUGGGAUGACUCCUCAAAACUAUAGGAAUUUGGGUGAUUAUCCCGGGAAGUCGAGUCAACCACAACGGGCAGCCUCCUUAAUCCGGUUUAGAGAAAAGAGGAAAGAGCGAUGUUUUGAUAAAAAAAUUCGCUACACUGUUCGCAAGGAAGUUGCUUUGAGAAUGCAGCGUAAGAAAGGCCAGUUUACAUCGUCAAAGUCGCUCCCUGAGGAACUUGGAUCAUCUUCUGCAGAUUGGAAUGGAAGUUCGGCCCAAGAAGAGCAGGAAACCUCAUGUAGGCAUUGUGGGAUUAGUUCAAAGUCCACUCCAAUGAUGCGACGUGGACCAGAUGGGCCAAGAACUCUGUGCAACGCAUGCGGUCUCAAGUGGGCCAACAAGGGAGUCCUGCGAGACCUUUCAAAACUCCCCAUUGUUGAAGCCCAGCAUCAUGCUAUGAAGGCUGGUGAAGUUAUCAAUAGUGAAACAAACAGCAAAGAUACUCUUGCACCUUCUACCAACAUCAUCACAUCUUCUACCGGUGAGAAUUAAUCCUUGACUACUGAUGGCAAGUAAAAGAUGGCUCCCUUCGGCCAAUGCAGUUGCAUACUUGCAAUUGUGAUUGAAAUUUGGUUCUGAUAAGUGGUAGCCUUGUCUUUCUUUCGUAUAUGAGAGAAUGUACAUAUUCACUGCAUUACUGGUUCGCAUAUAUUUCUUCCCAUAUCCCUCUCUAUCCCCGUUUAUGUUGGAAGCAGAUAUGGAGAUUUAUGCUUCAUUAUCAAAUGCCUGCUUAAUCACUAACUGUAUAAAAACCUCGAGAAAAGUUAGUGGAGUGUUGCAGAAGUUGCAUUUGUGU